Molecule: messenger RNA, 919 nt
Organism: Rhodotorula diobovata
Lineage: Eukaryota; Fungi; Basidiomycota; Microbotryomycetes; Sporidiobolales; Sporidiobolaceae
Source: the annotation of a GenBank genome assembly
UCGCCCUGCCUCGUCCCUCCCCAAGCCUCGCGUCGCCUCGACUGCCUCGAGCUCGCCCUCCAACGCUCACUGCACGUCGUCGCCGUCGUCGUCGUCGUCGCUGCUCCACGCCAAGGCCCUCACCCCGGCGGGGCUCAUCAAGAAGCGCGCCCUGUGCGCGUGGCUCGGCGACCACGAGGCCCAGCUCGGCUCGAGGGCGGCGGUCGUCGCUGCCCGCGUCCACGGCGAGCGUCUCGUCCUUCAAGAGGAGGCCUACGAGCAUUCACUCUUGGCAGCGACGGCGCGCUGCCCACCUAAGGCGCGUGCGAGCGCUUCACAGCGCCGCGCGAGGCUGCAGCGCCGCGUCGAGAUCCACAUGGACGCCCACCUCGCAACCGUCCUCGGCCGUCCGACUCUCGCCGCCGUUGUUGCUGCCCCCAAGGCCCGCCGCCAGCCGCAGCGCGCCUCGUCGUCCCCCCUCGCGCGCGAGUGCACGGCCGACCUCGUCGCCGCGCGCCGCGUCCGCUUUGCCGUCGCGGCGUCGACGCCCGAGUGCGCAACGCGCAACGCACACUUGCCCCUGGACCGCCUGCUGCGCGACGUCGAGAGUACGGGCGCCGGUGCUCGCCGCUUCGCGCUCGUCAACGCGGCGGCGUCGGUUCACUGAGCGCAGGUGUCGUGCUGAGGCGCGAAGCGCCUCUGAUGCUCGACCAGUCGCUCUUUUGUCGUCCUCUCUUGGGGACUAUUCCUGUAUCUCGCUGUCCGGCGCUCGCUCGUGUUGUACUCGUCCCCUCAGCUCCUCGUCGUCGCUCUUUGCCCUCUCCCUGUAUCGCGCAUUUGUCCAUCUAGCCUCGCCGCCCCGCAGUCCGUUGACGAGACGAGAAGAGAAGAGAGGCACAAUGGCAGCUGAAAGCCGCAGAGAGUGGUCGCCGCAGUUGAG